CAAUCGCCAUGGCCAACCUGCAGAGUGUUGAGGUGCACCCCACAUGUCUGCGGCAGAUCGCAGCCUGCGUCGAGUGGACCGCAGCUUCCAUCGUCAUGUCUGCUCUGCCAUACGUGGCCCUCAUGAGUGAUAGACGGACACCCUACGCCAUUCUCGCAGCUCUAAACUUGGGAACAGCGUUUGCAGUUUCGUUCCUUCCAGAAUCGGCGUUGCAGAGGCUACCAGAAUCAUUACAGGAUGCUGCCGUCUUCGGCAAAGACCAGAAGUAUUGGAGCUGGAAGCCAAAACCAGCUGCACAGUAUGCCAUCGAGUAAACCCAUUUAGGGAGUUCGUUACACGAAUCUGUCGUUUAUAUACUUUUUCUGAAGAAAAGUGCAAAUUUUUACCCUGUUUGUUAGCAUAGCUGAAGACUACGCCAACAUAUUGGAAGAAUGUGGGAAGACAGUUGUCUCUAGGUCUACAUGAUUCAUUAAAGGUGUCACGAAAUAUUUCUUUAGACUGCACACAUGCUUCAUAAUUCCAUGUAAUAAGGGUUACUGAGUAAAAUAAUGAAUAGUUUUAGCAAAUACGUAGUGUCAGUCAAGAACAGUUCCAGUUGAGAAUAUUGCAAUAGUUUUGCGAAAUUUUGAAUAGCUCAAAUUUUCCCCUUUGUUUUGAAAUGCAGAACCACGUGUUGUCUUAGAAAGUAAAGUUCAUUUAUAAUACUUGGGAAGAACCAGAAUGAUAUAACGUAUUUAUUGAAAAGUUUUCAUUCAAGAUUGUUGGUGAAUAUGUCACAUAAUAUACGAUUACGAAAGAAUGUCGUUCAUUAUGUACAAAACUAUUUGAGAUCCAACGACACUCCCCUCAAGUGUUAUGUUAAAAUUCCCUGCCAAAUAUAUUUAGUCUACACAACACUUUUUAUUUGAAGACAUGUAAUCGGUGGUCCAGGUUUUGUGUCUCCUUGUUUUGGUAUUUAUUAUUUAUUUUUUUAUUUAUACGAAUUGGCCAACUAAGGACCGCGUUACAAAUUCUAUUUCAUUUCUACUUUUUUCUUUCUCUUCUCUCGGGCUGCUGUUCUGCCUGCUGCCAUUUUUGAUAGAUGUUCUGCUGUCAGUUUCCUGUUGGUCUUCGGUUUUGGCUCCUCCUGAAAAACCUCGAAUGCAGUUGUUGCCUUUCUGUACUUGUCCCUGUUCAUUGCGUCCAUUUCUGUAAGCCCAAGUUCUCUGGUGUCUUUCUUUAUUCCUUGCAGCCAAGAGUAGGCUGUUUUCCUCUGUUGAAUUAUACUGAAGAUUUUCUUCGUUAAUUUGCCAACAUCCAUUCUCACCAGAUGACGAAAGAACAUCAGCCUUCUCUUUCUAGUUUCCGUUGUGACUGAUUUAAUAGAUUGAUUUUCAUGGCUCAUCUUUACCCAUUCUUCACCAAAUCUUUGUGUCCACAAACAAUCUUCCUCAUAAUUACUCCUAACUUCUUCUUGAGCUCAUCUAUUAGUGCUUUGUUCUUGAGGGAGAGUGUUUCUGCUGCAUACUGAACUUGUGUUCUCGUCACUGUAUUGUAGUGUAAUAACUUUGCAUUUCGAGACAGGCAUUUUCUGUUGUACAGCUUCUGUGUUAGAAUGUGUGCCCUCCUAAGUUUAGCUACUCGAAGUUUGACACCUUUUCUAUGCCAGUAUAGGUUGUUGUUUCUCCCACAUAUUUAAUUUGACCCUUCUAUAUAUCCAGAAAUUGUGUGCAAUUCUUUGAUUUCCUUAUAUUUGUAAGACAUGAAUUUAGUUAUUUCUUGUGACAUCUGUAAACCAAAUUUGGCUGCACGCUUUGCUAAGAUUUCUAUUUGCUUACUUGAAUCUGCUAAAUUUUGUGGAUAGAAGAGCAAUAUCAUCUGCAAAAACUAGUGCAUGUAUAGUAAGGUCUUUGACUGAUCCUCCAAAGAAACCUUUACUUUUGUUGUCUGUAUUCCUAAAAUGUCUCCCUCAUAAUGUUUUCCAAAUAUGUUGAAUAUAAAUGGGAGAGUCCAUCCCCUUGUCUCAAACCCGUCUGGAAUUUAAAAGGUUCAGAAAUCUUGCCUCGAAAAUUGACUUUGGACUUGGUAUCUGUCAGUGUUUGCUUUACUACCUCUCUAGUUUUUCUGUCAAUUCCAAAUUCCGCCAGAGUUCUAAUGAGGCUUUCUCUGUCUAUGAAGUCAUGCGCUUUUCUAAAAUCAAUAAACGUCGUGACAUGUGGUUGAUCGGCACGUAUUCUAAUUAUAUUUUUGAAGUUCAAUAAUUUGCUCCGAACAGCUCCUCCCUUUUGUAUAUCGACCUUGGUAUUCUCCUAUCUGUGCAUCGAGAACUGGUUCAAUUCUAUUUAGUAAUAUCAUGGAAAGGACCUUGUAUGGAACGAUUAGAAGGAGAAUUCCCCUGUAUUUGUUCACAUCUGAUCUGUCACCCUUUUGUGAAGUGUAGGUAUAAGUGCCGUCCUCCAAUCUUCUUGAUCUUCUCGGUUCUCCAAACUUCCUUAAUGAUUGUACCGUGCUGCAGUGCUACGUUUUGCUCAGCUAGUCUCAAAAAUUCAGCUGUAAUUCCAUCUACACCUGAUGAUCUGUUAUUCUUGAGGGAUUUUGUAGCUUGCCGGACUUAAUUUAGAUAUGAUUCUGCAGGGAUUUCUUCUGGAGUUUUGAAUUCCGGUUUCUCGGGAGGCGCUUCACAGUUGAGAAGGUCUUCGAAAUAAUAUGCUAAAAUGUUGCAGUUUCCUUGUUCAUUAGUAAUUAAUUUCCCUGAUUUGUCGCGAAAAUUUCAACUGGGUGGUGCGUAACAUUUCAGGUAUUUUCUGAAAGAUUCGUAAUAGUCUCUGUAUUUGUUUUGAGUGAAGUACACCUGUAAUUGUUGAAGGGAUGGUCUUUAAUACACUCUCUUGUCGUUUGUGAUUGUGUAGAAGGCUAUUUUUCUAACUUCUGUGAACUUUUUGAUGUUGUUUUGUCUUGCAUUUGAUUUAAAUUUUUCCCAAAGCUUUUGCCUGUUUUUGCAAAGCUUCAUUGCACUUUUCGUUCCUCUGUUUGGUUUUGGUUGGAAGAGAUUUUUCUGCAGCUAUCAUUAUUUGAGACUUCAUUUCUUCCCACGUCUCACCUCACUAUUUCGAUUUGAAAUAACUUUGACUAUCUGCCUCAUGAUUCCUGGUUUCAAAAUGCUUUCUCAUAUGUUUAUUAUUAUUUCUUCCAGAAUUUGGGUGAAUUUAAUCUUAUACUUAACAAGAUAGUAAUCCGUAUGUAUUUUGACUCUUUUCUGUACCUUAAUAUUUGUUGGAGCAUGGGCAUCGAUUAGCGUAUACAUUUGGUUUUUACACUUUAUCUUCAAUGUUGAGACCCUGUAGGACGUAGAGCUGAAGUUUGUUAUGGGCUCCAUUAUAUUUCUUCUUUUCCAAAGAUAUAUUCUGCUGGUUUUCCUUUAGAAAUCCUGUAAUUGCCCGCUUGAAAAUAAUUUUCAUGGGUACAGCGAGUUUCUUAUAGCGCCAGAAGUUGGAUAUUGUGGCGGUCAAGUGCUUGAGUCAGUUCUUGAUGUUUUCCUAUUUUGAUCAGUGACUUAAUGUUCAUUGUUCCUAUAUUAUAUUUCUCCUUGAAUUUCAGUCUUUCAGAUUCUUUCGAUAAAACAAGAGCCGAAAGUGCAGCCUCCCCAGAAUCCGAAAUGCCUGCUUGCGACCUGAGGUUGAGAGAAUUUACUCCCUCGGUAAUUUGUUUUCCACUUAUAAUCGAUUAAAUUUUGUAAGGUUGGAGUGAUGGAGUUUUCCGUAGAUUGCUCGAGAUACAACUGGUGUCUUACUCCAGAGGGUUGUUGUUUGGUCCGCGACAGCUGUUAUUAUUUCGUUCAACUCCGCUGGCAGACCAGUGAGGGCCAACACCCCUACACCCCCCCCCCCCAAACACACACCCAUCCCCACCCUAUUCGCCACGUCGGAGUUGCACCUCUCCACCCGUUACAACAGCGAAACAUCUUCGUGGGAUUUCGAUGCUUAGCGUCACUGAAAAAGAUUCUGUAGACCACAGGAUAGUCAGACAUGGAGCACAUUCUUACACAGAUAGGUAGGAGAAACAUUAUCGAACUUGAGUUUUCGAUUGGAAUUAUCGCGGCAGUCGUCUUAACUGAAAAAAGGAGACAAAAAGAACUACAUCGCAAUGGCUGGGUAGUAUGUUUCUCUCGAGUGUUAGUUCAAUUUUGUAUCCAAUGUGCCACCACCUUUGAUCUUACAUUUACAAGAGAUUAAUUUGCUUGAAAAUUCUCUAUUUAUUGCCGAAAUUUCAGUGAUUAGUAUUGUAAACGAUCAGGAGAAGACCUGUUUUGUGUACUUUACACAAGUGAGACUGGACCAAGAGUCGAUAUCCACGACGACUAUCCUACGGCACGAUUUGAAACUUCAUCAUCAGCCAAUAAUUACCUUUGUGCAACACCAUUUCCUCAUAAAUAGUACAUAUUCUACAAAGUUCUUUAUGCUGCUGUAAGAGAUAAAAACCGGUAACAAGUAAUUAAAUGCCUAUUUCAUUCUU
This is a messenger RNA of Schistocerca cancellata (South American locust), 4491 nucleotides long. RefSeq names its product solute carrier family 22 member 21-like. Lineage: Eukaryota; Metazoa; Arthropoda; Insecta; Orthoptera; Acrididae. Bases 9 to 314 code for a protein of 101 amino acids. The transcript has 2 exons. The record is from RefSeq and is a predicted model, not a curated record.